Messenger RNA from Lucilia sericata (common green bottle fly), 1520 nucleotides. RefSeq lists its product as uncharacterized. The annotation marks the transcript as partial. The record is from RefSeq and is a predicted model, not a curated record. The transcript is spliced from 4 exons. Gene Ontology annotation, cellular component: neuron projection. NCBI's taxonomy places the organism in Eukaryota, Metazoa, Arthropoda, Insecta, Diptera, Calliphoridae.
AUACCUCACGUGCCGGUGACAAAUAUGAAACGACUUCAACGGUUAAUGGCUAUACCAAAUAUAUGAAAUUAAAAAUACGUAAUGUGGGUCCCAAUGAUUUUGGUACUUAUCGAUGCGUAGCAAAAAAUUCAUUAGGCGAAACUGAUGGCAAUAUAAAACUUGAUGAAAUGCCAGCACCCACCACUGCAAUUUUAUCCGAAAUGGCCAUGUUGAAUCGCAGUCUAGGUACGAUGUUCAGCCGAAAAAAUGGCAAGCGUCGUAAUAAAAAUAAAUUAGACUCAAAUUCUUUGCCCGACUAUGGUGUUGAAGAGUGGCGUGAUGGUGCCGGCAAUGCGGGCGAUAACAAUCAAGCGCCAAUGCGUAAUCCACCCGAUGCUUUUCACAAUUCAGCAGGAGCAUUGGCACAAAAUAAUCUAGUUGGUGUAAUAAUUCAAGCGAUUAAAAUGCAAUCAUUAGGGAUUUUCAAGCGUUUAACGAAUUUAAGACAAACCAUAAACGAAUGCGACGACACAACAGCAGGAGCAGCAAUUGUUACUACUGAAGGAAAAACAAUACAAAACUACGUGCAUAAAAUACAAAAGCUUAUAGCAGCACUGGAGAAAAUGAUAAAAUCAACAGUUUUUAUUUUAAGACAACAGCAGCGACAAGAACAACCAACAAGACAACUGCGUAAAAAUCUUAUUAUAGAAAAUGAAUUUAAAACAUUUAAACACUUCAGUACACAGGAGACACAUGUCAGCCGCCAUGAAAGACAAGGCAUAAACUGGCGCAGGAAAUGGAGAAAGAGUCGUUUAUGUUACACGCCUGAUAACAGGAGGGCGAUGAUGACGUCAACAUUGAAACAACAACAACAAGAUAAUUCAAAUUUUAUGGCAUAUCUAUAUGUGAACAAUUUUCAAAAACAUAUAAAACAACAAGAAAUUUUACAUAAAUUUAAUACAAUCUAUGUAACACAUAUUUUUGAAACAACUGCUAAUAGUAACCACAACAAUAUGUUUUACAACAACUCUAGCAAUAAGCUUAAUAUAAAGCUUAUGGCAAAUAGAAUUUAUUGGUUUAUAAUUUUACUUUUUAUAACGUUUAGCUUAAGUUUAACUUUAAUCAUAAAUUUUCUUCCUAAAUCUGUGGUAAAUACCUUGAAUUUUCAACAAAUGUUGGUGUUGUUAUUACAACAAUUUCUGCGUAAAGUUGUUAACAACAUACUGUGGCAUAUUGAUGUUAUAGUAAAAAUUGUCUUAAAAAACUUAACAAUUGUUUACAGUAAAUUUAGUUUAAAUUUAAAUUCCACUAAAAAAACAUCAAGAACAACAACAACAACAAGCAAAACAUUAUCCUCAACAUCACUAGCAACUACUCCUGCAACAUCAUCAUUUGCCUCAUCAUCGUCUUUAUCUAUAACCACAGCAUCUGCAUCAGCUUCCUCAUCAGCAUUACCCUGUUCCACUUUAUUGUUUUGUAGAUGAAAUGUAUCAGAUUAGAAAAAUUUUCAUUAUGUAUACCAAACCACAUAUUUACUAAAU